This is a messenger RNA of Protobothrops mucrosquamatus (brown spotted pit viper), 1440 nucleotides long. Its product is annotated as zinc finger protein 420-like. The transcript has 4 exons. Gene Ontology annotation, biological process: regulation of transcription by RNA polymerase II. NCBI's taxonomy places the organism in Eukaryota, Metazoa, Chordata, Lepidosauria, Squamata, Viperidae. Gene Ontology annotation, molecular function: DNA-binding transcription factor activity; RNA polymerase II cis-regulatory region sequence-specific DNA binding. The record is from RefSeq and is a predicted model, not a curated record. The coding region runs from base 1 to 1440 and encodes 479 amino acids.
AUGACUGUGAACUUCACGGAUGAGGAGUGGAGGCUGCUAGAUUCUGGCCAGAAGGCCUUCUGCAGAGACGUCAUGCAGGAGAUUGCUGGGAAUAUGGCUGCCUUGGAUGAUGUAUCUGUGAAUGAGAACGACAAGCAGGGAAGGUUAAAUCUACUCCAAAUAGUGAAGAAUGAAUUACAAGAAGAUCAGAGGGAAAUGAGAAAUUGUGGGGGAGAUUCCAGUCUGAGCAAAAAGAGGAAAUUGUGCAUACAGUGUGGAAAAUAUUUCUAUAGCAAAGGUAAUUUUAAUCGCCACCAAAAAAUCCACACUGGGGAGAGACCAUAUAAGUGCAUGGAAUGUGGAAUGACUUUUACUAGGAAUGGAAAUCUUAAGCGUCACGAAAUGAUGCACUCUGGGAAGAGACCAUAUAAAUGCAUGGAAUGUGGAAAGACCUUUACCCGAAAAGGAUGUCUUAAUCUUCAUAAAAGGACGCACACUGGAGAGAGAUCAUAUGAAUGCAUGGAAUGUGGAAAGAUCUUUAUCCAGAAAGGACAUUUUAGUCUUCAUCAAAGGAUCCAUACUGGGGAGAGACCGUAUAAAUGCACAGAAUGUGGAAAGAGUUUCAUUUGCAACAAUAAACUUAAUCGCCACCAAAAGAUUCACACCAUGGAGAGACCACAUAAAUGCAUGAAAUGUGGAAUGACCUUUACAUGGAAAGAACAUCUUAAUCUCCACCAAAAGAUCCACACAGGGAAGAUACCAUAUAAAUGCAUGGAAUGUGGAAAGACCUUUAUCAAGAAUGUACAUCUUAAUCUUCAUCAAAGGAUCCAUACUGGGGAGAGACCAUAUAAAUGCACGAAAUGUGGAAUGGCCUUUACCAGGAAUGGAAAUCUUAAUCGAUAUCUUAAACUUCAUAAAAGGAUCCAUACUGGGGAGAGACCAUAUAAAUGCACGAAAUGUGGAAUGACCUUUACCAGGAAUGGAAAUCUUAAUCGUCACAAAAAGAUGCACUCUGGGGAGAGACCAUAUAAAUGCACAGAAUGUGGAAAGAGCUUCAUUAGCAAGAAUAGACUUAAUUGCCACCAGAAGAUUCACAUUGGGGAGCAAUCAUAUAAAUGCAUGGAAUGUGGAAAGAUCUUUACCCGAAAAGGAUAUCUUAAACUUCAUAAAAGGAUGCAUACUGGAGAGAGAUCAUAUAAAUGCAUGGAAUGUGGAAAGACCUUUAUCCAUAAAGGAAAAUUUAAUCUUCAUCAAAGGAUCCAUACUGGGGAGAGGCCAUAUAAAUGCACAAAAUGUGGAAUGAGCUUUACCAGGAAUGGAAAUCUUAAUCGUCACGAAAAGAUGCACUUUGGGGAGAGACCAUAUAAAUGCACAGACUGUGGAAAGAGCUUCAUUAGCAAGAAUAGACUUAACCUCCACCAAAAGAUUCACACUGGGGAGCAAUCAUAUAAAUCCAUGUAA